Molecule: messenger RNA, 603 nt
Organism: Lichtheimia ornata
Lineage: Eukaryota; Fungi; Mucoromycota; Mucoromycetes; Mucorales; Lichtheimiaceae
Exons: 3
Coding region: 1-603 (200 amino acids)
Source: RefSeq, a predicted model, not a curated record
AUGGGAUGGGUCCGUAGUAAACCACCAGUGGAAAUCCAACUACCAGAAAAUGAUGCACGUAUCCUCGCAAAGUAUGAGCACCGUGCCAAGCAGUUUGAUGAAAUGAUCAAAAUAUGCUGCUGUUGGAUCGGAUACGAUGUCCUACUUGAUUUUAUACCCGUCGUGGGCAAGAUUAUUUCUUUAGGCUUCUCGCUUUCCAUGUAUAACCUUGCAUGCAAAACAGUUCUUCCACGAGCACUACGACGUCGUAUGCUCUAUCACAUCUCAGUGGACUUUGUGUUGGGGUUGAUACCUAUUCUAGGCAUUGUUUUGACGGCAUUGUAUAGAGCCAACACAAAGAAUGCCCGAUUAUUACGGCGGUUUUUGUAUCAAAGAGCAGAGGCACGACAAAAGCAAGAACAAGAAAUGAAUCAAGGUGGCAUAGGAUCAUCAUCACAGCAGCAGCAGCAACAAGAAUCACCAUCCACAGCAUCUGCACCGGCAGCAGUAGAAGCAAAGGACAAGCAACAUACAUCUCCACCCCUACCACCUAGACCCUCUGCAACACCUCCAGUAUCUUCUUCAUCUUCUCCACCUCCAACACCACCGCGUAACAACACUUAA